CUGUUGUAGUUCAGUAGUGUUUCCGCGUUAUGGGGGCACGGAUCUUUUGAAAAGUGGCACACGUAGGCAACAGGUGUCCAUGUUGAAUGCCACACACGCGUGACAGUCGCGACGACGCUUAACGGUGCGCAGCUGUGAUAUAAUAUAAUCAUUGCCCUGAAAAGUUGUGUAUUUCUCACGUUGACAAGUGGAUUGACUCAAGGCAUAAGGACUUGCUAGAUCUUUGUGUUGUGGACCUUCAUCAAAAUGAAUUACGAUUAUCUGAUAAAGUUGCUGGCGCUUGGAAACUCCGGAGUUGGCAAAACGAGUUUCCUCUGUCAGUACACUGAUGGCACUUUUAACUCUCGCUUCGUGUCUACUGUUGGGAUUGAUUUCAAGGAGAAGCGAGUGGUUUAUCGGACAGAGAAUGGCAGAAGCCAACGAGUACAUUUACAGCUUUGGGACACAGCUGGCCAAGAGCGGUUCAGAAGUCUAACUACAGCCUUUUAUCGGGAUUCCAUGGGUUUCCUACUAAUUUUUGAUCUGACCAAUGAGUUGUCGUUUCUUGAAGUAAGAGACUGGCUGGAGCAACUUAGGACCCACGCGUAUUGCGAUGAUCCAGACAUAGUUCUCUGUGGCAAUAAAUCUGAUCUUGAGGCCAAACGCGUCAUCAGCGAACAUAAAGCGCGAGAUCUUGCCGAAAGACAUGGCUUGGUUUAUCUGGAGACGAGUGCCGCAACUGGGCAAAAUGUCGAGCGCGCGGUGGAAAUAUUAUUAGACCGCGUAAUGCGCAGGAUGGAGGCUAUGGUAGACAAGUCGCUGUUACCACAUCAAAAAGUUUUAAGAUGCCACGAGCGCGACACUCCGCCGCCCAGUAGUUUCUGCUAUUGCUGACAGUGCCGAAAGUACAAUUGAUAUCAAUUUGGUAAGAAUUGACAAAGUCGGCGAAAAACUUGUGGAUAAAAAUAAUUCAAAGAACUGUUUAACUGAUGGACUAUAAUCGACAUUGCUAUUAUGCGAAUCUCAUUAUGCGUCAUAUUCGUAAGUAUAGUAAUUAAUAAUUUUCAUUUAUACUAGGUUUUUCAUUUUUUGUUUUUAUUCAAUAUUUUGCAAAAUUAGUGCAAAAUUAAUGCAUUUUCAUUUUUUUGUCAGCAUUCGAUUCUGCAGUGCGCAUAUAUUAUUAUCGUAACGAACAUGUUAAGAAACUUGUCGAUAAAUUUAUUUCUAUAAAAUGGCUAUCCUGUGUGUGUCACGGGAGAACGUAUAUAUUGACAAUGAUAAAGAUUUCUUGUUAUUCUGCACCUAACUAAAUGUCUUCCAUUGUCGUUUAUUAUUGAGUGAAAGCAUUCCUUGCAUUCAGCGAAUCUACUAAUGAACUCUCGAUUGAUGUAUUUAUACAACAAUUGGACUUUGUCUUCUACGGACAAUUCUACGGACUAUUUCCGGGACCUUUAAUGAGUUUUGUACAUACUCUGCUCUAUAAAUAUUUUAUAAAAUUCUUUUUAUAUCGCUCUCGGUUGCUUGUUCACGAAUGACAAAGUUAAUAGUAUUUAGACGUCAUUUAACUAAAAGUGUCUUUCAUCUUGCGAUAACGCUGACCUUUUCUAUCACUAUUAUCAUACGCACAAGGUGUUCAACAAGUCAAUCUUUUCUUACUCGUCAAAAGUGUGAUAUGCGAUUGACUUGUCGCAGUAAAAGUUUUGGAAAUUAAAUGCGAUUCACUUUCGACUGUGUGUGUAUAUUUUUGAUGUUAUUACUGAUCAAAGUUGACAUAUUUAAUAAUAAAUGAAUAACGGGCGUAAUUAAAAUCAUAUAAUGCGCAUAUCUCGAUGAACUAAUCUCUUGUGAUAUUUAUAUCAUAUUGAAUAAAACUAUAAAUUAUUGUAUUGUGAUUACUCAUUAAUGCCUCAAUUAUCGAAUAAAUGCUACAGAUGUUAAAGAGAAAUAAUAAUGUAUUUAAUAAAUAAUUGCUCAUAAGCGCAUA
Molecule: messenger RNA, 1963 nt
Organism: Linepithema humile (Argentine ant)
Lineage: Eukaryota; Metazoa; Arthropoda; Insecta; Hymenoptera; Formicidae
Gene: Rab27
Product: RAS oncogene family member Rab27
Biological process (GO): protein localization to plasma membrane; protein secretion; neurotransmitter receptor transport to postsynaptic membrane
Cellular component (GO): trans-Golgi network transport vesicle; endosome; plasma membrane
Molecular function (GO): GTP binding; GTPase activity
Source: RefSeq, a predicted model, not a curated record